GGCGAGCAGCGUUAGGUGCUGUCAGGCGCGGACGUUCCCCCAGACUUGCCCUGUUGGGCCCGCGGCCAGGGGCUUGGCUGUGCCUGCCAUCAUGGCCUGUGCCUGUCAGUGCAGAGAUAGGAAGUUCCCCCCUAGUGUGAGUGUGACCGCCAGUGCCCGACGCCUGUGCGUCCCCAGGGAGGGGGAGAGAGACUCGGGAGAAACCACAGGGGCCCAGGGUGGGUAGAGAGAGCCAUCUCAGUUCGCUUUCUCGUUCCUCCCAACUCUUCGUCUACUACCGAGGACGGCGGGCCCCAAGCAAGAUAAGACACCCCCUUGUGGAGCUGGGGAGGAUCUAGGAGGGACGCACUGAAGGGAAAAGAGCUGGGAAAGAGAUGAUAGUGUGGGUGGGGAAGCACAUAUGAGACAUGAGGAAGAGGUGAAAAAGGAUAGAGGAGAAAAGGGAUAUAGGAAAUAGAUAAAACUAGACAAAUUGGAAAAUAGCAUGAAAGAGGGAGAGAAUGUGUCUAUUGGAAAAAAAGGAAUAAAGAAACGAAAAUGGUGCCUCUACGAAGACAGAAAACUUAUAACUUAGUGAUCUUUUGUGAAGUAACUGCUAGCAGUCGCCAUUAUGUUGACAGAUUAUUUGAUCCUGAUCCCCAGAAAGUCCUGCAAGGUGUCAUAGAUAUGAAAAAUGCUGUAAUUGGAAACAACAAACAAAAAGCGAACUUGAUUGUUUUGGGAGCAGUUCCAAGGUUGCUAUAUUUGCUUCAGCAAGAAACCUCCAGCACGGAACUGAGAACUGAAUGUGCGGUAGUGCUAGGAAGCCUUGCGAUGGGUACAGAAAACAAUGUCAAAUCUCUACUAGACUGCCAUAUUAUCCCAGCCUUAUUGCAAGGAUUGCUGUCACCAGAACUGAAGUUUAUUGAAGCUUGCCUCCGAUGUCUUCGUACCAUUUUCACCAGCCCAGUAACUCCAGAGGAACUAUUGUAUACAGAUGCUACAGUUAUCCCCCACCUAAUGGCACUGCUUAGUAGGUCUCGAUAUACACAAGAAUACAUAUGUCAGAUCUUCUCACAUUGCUGCAAAGCAGGUGGUCUAGCAUUUGUGAAGAUAACUGACACCACACUCCCCUUAAGAACCAGUGUUCCUGUGAAGGGUUCCCCACUGCCUCCCUCUUCCUGGGCAGAAGCUUCGACACUGGCAUAGCUGCGGCUUUAAAUCAUCGCCUCAGCCACUUCUAUGUGCCAAUGGUCCAGAUCAUCAGACAAUCUUGUUUAACCAUGGAGCAGUUCAGAAUAUUGCUCACCUAUUAAGUUCCACGUCCUACAAAGUAAGGCAUUAAAAUUGCUUGAGAUUUUGAUGUCACAUCAGUUAUAAAAGCAAUCUGUAUUAAUGUAAUUAUAGAAAUUAUAUGUUUGCACAUAUACAUACACACACAUUUAAAAGUAUGCAAUACACAUUUCUUGGGUGCCCAUCAUCGUUGUUUUUGUGUGGUAAAUAGAGAUAUACAGAAACCUGCCACAACAUAUCUGGGUGCUCUAUAAAGUUAAAGUACCAGUAAUUGAAAUAGAGCUUGACUUAGAGUCAAGCAGCCGUUCAGCCAAACAAAAGAAAAUGAGCAAAUUAAGACUUCUUAAAAGAAAGAGCUGGUGAAAAGGGGAGCAUAGAUGAGCUGAUCUGGAUAGAAAUAAGUCAAAUAUGUUUUGAAAACUUGAUUAUGUAGUUGAAAGAGCCUGUGAGUGGUUUUUAUUCCACUGAAUCCUUUGGAGUCUGGGCUCUACCAUAUGCUUUUGUUUCUGAAAUCCAUCCUGGAUGGGUCAAGUUCCAAAGAAGAAUGCUGACUUGAUUUCACAGUGUUGUCGUGAAGUGGUAUUUCUGAGAUAACAUCACACUGUAUGAAUUUGGAUUUGGUGGCAGUGAUAGAAUUCCUACCUCUAAUAGGUAUUUGCUGGCAGUCUGAAACUAAAUUUUCAAAGCCUAAUUCAAGGAGAGAGGCUGAGCAAAAUUCCACAGUUUUACUCAAAACUGCAUGUCUGAGUGCAUACACAGAUGCAUACACGUUUUGUGUAAGGCUUUGAGAAUUUAGUCCCUUGGGGCUAACACAUAAGUAAAUACAUGGUUUAAACUACAUCUGUUGGUAUAUGCUUGUGGAAAACAUGACUGUGGAUUAAAGUCAGUGCUGUGACCUUGCGGAGGCUAAGCAAAUAUGAAAGAUUUUUAGACAAGGAGCAUCUUACACAAAUAAUUAAGUUUGAACAAUGUCACCCUAUAUAAACUUUCAGAAUGAAAUCUUUGAACGUAAAUAGUUACCUCACUGAUUUUUUUCAGUUACUACAUUUAAAUAUAUCUAAGGCUAUAUUGUUAUCUUUUGGGAUGGGACUGUAUCUUUCUGUUCACAGAUCCAUAGGUAUAAAGGCCAGAAAAUAUCUUUAUAAUCAUCCAGUUUGAUCUCCAGUAUAAUGGGCCAUACAGUCUCACCCAGUGACUUCCUGCAUCUAUCACAAUAAUUUGUGGCUGAUCUAGCCUUUUAGAGAGAGAUCCAGUCUUGAUUUAAAGAUUCCUAGUAAUGUAGAAUUUGCCACAUCUCUUGGUAAUCUGUUCCAAUGAUUAGUUACCUUAGCGUUUUAAAAAUUAACGUCUUAUUUCCAGUCUGAACUAUGAUGACUUCAGUUUCCAGCCACUGGAUCUUUUUAUACCUUUACUUUUAGCAGUCAGAGACCUCUAUCAAGUAUCUUCUUCCUGUGUAGGCAAUUAUGGACCAUAGUCAAGUAGCCUCUUAAUCUUCAAUAAGCUAAGUAGUUGAGCUACUUUCAUUUUUUAUUGUAAGGCAGGCUUUCCAGACCAUGAAUCAUUUUUUAGUUUUAUUCUGAGCCCUUUAAAAUUUUUCAACAUCCUUUUUGAAGUGUGCACACCAGAACUGGACAAAGUAUUCCAGUGGUGGUCUCACCAGUACUGUAUACUCAAGGUAAUAUCACCUCCGUCUACGUAUUCAAUAUUCUCCCCUAUUUGUACAUGCAAGAAUCACAUCAGCCCCUUUGCUCACAACAUUGGGAAGCUCACAUUCAGUUGGUAGUCAGCAAUAACCCCUGAGUCCUUUUCGUUGUCACUGAAGCCUCCAUCCCAUUGUAAUAGUAGUGGGGGAUUCGAUCAUUAGAAAUAUAAAUAACAGGGUUUGUGAUGACCGAAAGAACCGCAUGGUGAAUUGCUUGCCGGGGCGAAGGUUGCAGAUGUCUUGAGACGUCUAGACAGGCUUAUGUAUAGUGCUGGGGAGGAAUCAGUGGUCGUAGUACAUAUAGGUACCAAUGACAUAGGGAAAGUAGGAGAGAGGUCCUGGAGGCCAAAUUUAGGCUGCUAGGUAAGAGAUUGAAAUCCAGGAUUUCCAUGAUAGCAUUCUCUGAAAUGCUUCCAGUUCUACAGACAGGGCCAGUUAGACGGGCAGAACUUGCAGGGUCUAAAUGCAUGGAUGAGAUAAUGGUGUAGGGAGGAGGGGUUUAGAUUUAUUAGGAACUGGGGAACCUUUUGGAAAAGGAGGAACCUAUACAGCAAGGGUCUCAAACUCAGUUUACCUUAGGGCAAGUGCCAGUCCUCAAAUCCUCACAGCAGGCCAAUAAUGUCACUGAAGAUGGUGUUCAUGCCACCUCCCAGCCUGUUUCCCACCCUUUUCCCUCACUCCCUUGGCCUCAUGCCGCCCCAGCUGACUUUGCCCAGCAACUAAUGAUGCUGCCUCCAUGUGUGACUCUGCCCAGCAACUAGUGAUGGUAUAUCUGUCCCUCUCCCCCAGCCAAUGGGAGCUGGGGGGGGCAGUGCCGGCAGCGUGGCUGCAUGGGUCUCUCCUCUGCAGCUCCGCCAGCAACAGCAGGGAUAGAGAACCACUUGCAGGGAGCUGAGCUGCCCGAGGUGAGUGACAGGUUGCCGAGUUCAACCCCUGGAAGGGUCCCAGGAGGAGCAGGAUGGAGCAACGUUGGGGGGGAGGGGCAUGUGAAUCUCUCCUGCCCGCUCCCCUCCCUCUCCCUCCUUUGGCCGGCAGCCAUAAGGGCCGGAUGAAAGAACUUUUUAAAAAGAUUCCGUGGGCCGCAGUGGGGAGGUUCUUGGGCUGCAGAUGGCCCGCGGGCCGGGACUUUGAGACCCGUGCUAUAUAGGAAGGAUGGGCUCUUCCUAAACCAAAACAUAAGCAGAUUGCUGACAUGUAAAAUUUAAAAGGUUAUAAAGAAGUUUUUAAACUUAGGGCUGGAGGAAAGCCGACAGUUGUGAAGGAGCACGUGGUUCAGACAGAGACGUUCCGUAGGGGAGAAACAAUCAAGUUAAAGAGUCCCAUUCAUUUACAUCACGUAAUGGCAGAUAGCUGAAAAAGUGACAAAUUUUAUAAGUGCUUAUAUGAAAAUGCUAGAAGUCUAUAUACUAAGAUUGAUGAAUUUGAGUGCCUUGUAUUAAAUGAGGAUAUUGAUAGAAUAGGCAUCACAGAAACUUGGUGGAAUGAUAAUCAAGAGGACACGGUAAUACCGGGGUAGAAUAUAUAUAGGAAUGACAGAAUAGGUCGUGCUGGUGGAGGAGUAGAAACUGUAUAUGUGAAAGAAAGCAGAGAAUCAAAUAUAGUAAACAUCUUAAAUGAACCAAACAGUACAAUAGAAUCUCUCUGGAUAGAAAUUCUAUGCUUGAAUAAUAAGAUUAUAGCACU
Molecule: messenger RNA, 4657 nt
Organism: Chrysemys picta bellii (western painted turtle)
Lineage: Eukaryota; Metazoa; Chordata; Testudines; Emydidae
Source: RefSeq, a predicted model, not a curated record